Daldinia childiae is the source of this 408-nucleotide messenger RNA. RefSeq lists its product as uncharacterized. The transcript has 3 exons. Bases 1 to 408 code for a protein of 135 amino acids. Gene Ontology annotation, molecular function: catalytic activity. Lineage: Eukaryota; Fungi; Ascomycota; Sordariomycetes; Xylariales; Hypoxylaceae. The record is from RefSeq and is a predicted model, not a curated record.
AUGGACACCGAAGUCCACGAGAAGCGAAUAGACAAUAGUACGGCGAUUACGAGUGAGGCCACGCCCCCGUCAAAGGGAAUUAGCCUCCACGUAACAGUGCACAUUGCGCCUGAGAACGUCGAAAGAUUUUUAGUUGCAUUUAAAGCUAUCUUCGACGUUGUAGCUGCCGAGCCCGAAUGCCUUUUCUUCGAAGUUUAUAAGUCCGUGGAAGAGCCUGGGAAGUUAACCUGGAUCGAAAACUGGUCAAAAGAUAUACAAUGGUUCCUAGAGCACCAAAUGACCAAACCGUACUACAAAGAGUACUUGGAGUUUACCGAGCCCAUGUUUCUUAAGCCUCGGGAAGCUCAGAUUUUGGAGCCACUAGGACCCGAACUGUCUAUGAUUAAGGGAGGCCGAUUGGGGCUUUGA